CCCCACGCGACGCAACACAACACAGGAGCUCCACCUCGUGGGGUUUGGGGGCUUUCCGGUUCGGUGACCUGGUGGGAUGCGCCACCUGCUCCUCCGCUGCGGCAUGGCUCCUCUCCUCCACGGCUCCGCCGCCUCCACCACCAAAGCCCUCCUCUUAAACCCCGCCGCCCGUCCCCUGUCCCGCGCCCUCGCCGCCCCGCUCGCCUUCGUCCCUGCCCCGGGAGGCCGCGCGUUCCGCGGCGCCUCGCUCCGCUGCUAUGCCGCCGCCGCGGUGGCCGAGCAGCAGCACCGCAUCAAGGUCCACAACCCCAUCGUCGAGAUGGACGGUGACGAGAUGACGCGGGUCAUUUGGAAGAUGAUAAAGGAUAAGCUCAUCUUCCCUUACCUGGAGCUGGAUAUCAAGUAUUUCGACCUUGGGGUGCUCAACCGGGACGCUACCGAUGAUAAGGUCACUGUAGAAAGUGCCGAGGCUACGUUGGAGUACAAUGUAGCUGUUAAGUGUGCUACCAUCACACCUGAUGAAACAAGAGUUAAAGAGUUCAAACUCAAGUCAAUGUGGAGGAGCCCAAAUGGCACCAUCAGAAAUAUUCUAAAUGGAACCGUUUUCCGGGAGCCCAUCUUGUGUAAAAAUAUACCACGAAUACUUUCUGGUUGGAAGAAUCCCAUUUGCAUUGGAAGGCAUGCAUUUGGAGACCAGUAUCGAGCUACUGAUACAAUAGUUAAUGGUCCAGGAAAGCUUAAAAUGGUUUUUGUCCCAGAUGGAGCUGAACCUGUGGAGCUAAAUGUUUAUGAUUUUAAAGGGCCUGGUGUGGCUUUAUCAAUGUAUAAUGUGGAUGAGUCUAUUAGAGCUUUUGCUGAGUCCUCAAUGGCAAUGGCACUUUCCAAAAAAUGGCCUCUUUAUCUCAGCACCAAGAACACAAUAUUGAAGAAAUAUGAUGGCAGAUUUAAGGACAUUUUCCAGGAGGUAUAUGAAGAGAAAUGGAGGGAGAAAUUCGAGGAAAACUCAAUCUGGUAUGAGCACCGGUUGAUUGAUGACAUGGUGGCAUAUGCUGUGAAAAGUGAAGGUGGAUAUGUCUGGGCGUGCAAAAACUAUGACGGCGAUGUUCAGAGUGACUUUCUUGCCCAAGGUUUUGGUUCCUUGGGUCUGAUGUCAUCCGUUUUGUUAUCUUCUGAUGGGAAAACAUUAGAAGCUGAGGCUGCUCAUGGGACUGUCACUAGACAUUUCAGGUUACAUCAGAAGGGACAGGAGACAAGUACCAAUAGCAUUGCUUCUAUAUUUGCUUGGACUCGUGGACUAGAACAUAGAGCAAAGCUGGAUAAAAAUGAUAGGCUGCUGGAUUUCACGAAGAAACUUGAAUCUGCAUGUAUUGAAACAGUUGAAUCAGGGAAAAUGACAAAGGAUCUUGCACUCCUUAUCCAUGGCCCUAAGGUAACAAGGGACUAUUACCUGAGCACCGAAGAAUUCAUUGAUGCUGUGGCUCAGCAACUGCGUGAAAAGAUUCAAAUACCAGCUGCGGUUUAAUCCUCAAUAUGCAAAGUCUGUCUGGUUGGAAGCCUGUCAUUGGGUGAAGCAGCUUCACCCUAGCUGUGCAUUGGCACAUAUUUUGAUUGGGGUGAUGAGACGGAAGAAUGGAAGAGCCCAUAAAACCGUUUGCGUUAAAGCAAAUUUUGAUUCAGCCUGACCGUUUCAUCGUUUUAAACUGUUAAUAAUCUGCAAUAGCUAGGGGUCAUUUCCCUACUCCAACCGUCAUGUUUGGUUAAACAAUGGUUCAUAGGCUGCCGAUUCAGAACUACCUUGAAGUCAAUAUAUUAGAGUAGUCUCUCCUA
This is a messenger RNA of Oryza brachyantha (malo sina), 1827 nucleotides long. RefSeq names its product isocitrate dehydrogenase [NADP]-like. The record is from RefSeq and is a predicted model, not a curated record. The transcript has 15 exons. Gene Ontology annotation, molecular function: magnesium ion binding; NAD binding; isocitrate dehydrogenase (NADP+) activity. Gene Ontology annotation, biological process: isocitrate metabolic process. Lineage: Eukaryota; Viridiplantae; Streptophyta; Magnoliopsida; Poales; Poaceae. Gene Ontology annotation, cellular component: mitochondrion. The coding region runs from base 77 to 1522 and encodes 481 amino acids.